AUAACAUAACGUGUUAUUUAUUUUCGAUCCAGAAAAUACCUUCGUAUUUUGUAAUGCUAGAGUAAAUAUAUUCUCUGAAAAUGAAGCGACAAAAUGUUCGCACUUUAUCACUUGUAGUAUGUACUUUUACGUAUUUACUCAUAGGAGCAGCCGUGUUUGAUGCUCUUGAAUCUGAUACAGAAAGUAAAAGAUGGGAAGUUUUAUCCGACAUGAAAAAUGGUCUGGUAAGAAAAUACAAUAUAACACCAGAGGACUAUCACAUGAUAGAAAUAGUGAUUAUAGAAAACAAGCCGCACAAGGCAGGGCCACAAUGGAAGUUUGCAGGGGCUUUUUAUUUUGCAACUGUGGUACUGGCAAUGAUAGGUUAUGGUCAUUCAACUCCUGUUACAGUUGGGGGUAAAGCAUUCUGUAUGGCAUAUGCAAUGGUUGGCAUACCUCUAGGCUUAAUUAUGUUCCAAAGUAUAGGUGAGAGAUUGAAUAAGUUUGCUUCAGUUGUGAUUAGACAUGCGAAGACUUAUUUACGAUGUAGCACCACAGAAGCCACAGAAAUGAAUCUAAUGUUUGCUACUGGAAUGUUGUCUUCUAUCAUUAUUACUACAGGAGCGGCUGUGUUCUCUCGUUACGAAGGCUGGAGCUAUUUUGACAGCUUCUAUUAUUGUUUUGUAACCCUCACCACUAUUGGUUUUGGUGAUUAUGUUGCGUUACAGAAUGACCAAGCACUAACAAGCAAACCGGGAUAUGUGGCAUUGAGUCUGGUGUUCAUUCUGUUUGGUCUGGCUGUGGUCGCUGCUAGCAUCAACUUGCUGGUGCUCCGGUUCAUGACCAUGCAAGCAGAGGAAAACGCUCGCGACGAAGAGAAGGAAGAGUACAAGACCAUGUUACCCUUUGACGGUCAUAUUGUGGCCAGCAGACAACGUUCACACGAGGACCAAGCCUCUGUGUGUUCGUGCAACUGCCUCGGCAACAAAUCGUGCGAGAGCGGCUCUCUUCUGCCCGCUUCCGUGCCCUCGCAUCACACGCUGCUGUUGCACUCCAUAUCAACGGACAUCUUCGAGCGGGCCUCUGUAUGAUGUGCUUCUUUGGCUGACCUCAUCUCCUACCCGAUAUGAUAUCCUAGUAAUACUGACACUUAAUCUCCCAUAUUUGCAUUUUCUAAGAUUUCUGCGUGUGUAGUUUAUAAUUAAAUUUCUAAGCUUUACAUAGGAGUCUGUAUCACAGACUAAAUACUCCAUAGUUAGGGAAGAUUUUGACCGGUCUUCCAUAUGAUGAGCAUUUCUUGCUGACCCCAUCUCCUAUCGGAUAUGUCGUCCUAGUACCUCUACUGUGACAUGUUAUACAAUACUUUUGUGUUGUUAACCUCCUGCGACAGUAAAAAUUCAGGGAACAUUCUUUGGCUGGGUUGCACCAACUAAUUUUAGCAAUAAAAAACACGUUAAAGUACCGGUUAAGCAUAACUUUAUGCGUAACCCGUACUCAUCCAAUGUUCGCCGGUUAUAGUUAUUGUUAAUUUGAAAUAGCGAUCAAAAUCAAGUUUUAAGUAAAUAUUCGAUUUUGACUUGGUAAUUCACUUUUUAACUUUUACUAUGCCAAGGAAUACGAUGAUGCAACACAUUCCACAGAGUAUGUUAAAUUCAUUGUUACUGUUAACGUUAAAUUUGACUUAAACCUUAAGUACAACAGCUGAUAUGAUGCAAUCCAACCUUAAUAAUUAAUGCAUCAGGGCAUCCUUACCUUAUCUCCUAUCCAAUAUUAUAUCCUAGUACUUUUGGUACUAAUGCUCCAAUUACUUAUAAUUAUUAAUAUGUUUUAUAUUUUUUUACCUAAUAUUACUGCAACGGUAAUCACUAUUCGGGUUAGUUAGUGGGGUGUUUUGUCAUGCUUUUGUUGCAGACUUCUCUCCUCUCCGUUAUGAUAUCCUAGUACAUUAUUAAAAAUGUACUUAUGGGAUCUACACCCUAGAAACAUGUCUUAGUUAUAUCUUCCUUAGGAGGUUAAUAAAUAAUUCUGUAGGUAUACACAAUAGUGUGAUAUACAUAUAAAAUUAUCACUACUGCCAAAUAUGAAAAUUAUUAUGUGCCAAUUUAAAAUGUGAUCUUUUUUGUUAAUCUAGUCAAAAUAGCUGUUGAGUUAUUCAACCCUAAAAUGUUACAUAGCACACAUAUACACCCAUAACACAUAUACUUUAUUAUAAGAAGGGUUUUAAUGUGGUAUUUAGUUUUAAGGAAAGCCAUUAAGAAGUUUCAGUAAGCACCUAUGGUCAUAAUUUAUUUUAUUAUUUUAAGAGUUAAAUAUAUUUUUUGGUAUAUUAUUUACUUACUGCGUUAAUAAUUAACUUGUAGGCCCAAACUCCAGAUGGCACUAUAGACACGUUGUGAAGGCACGUCUUGUAAUGUUUAAUAAUGUUUUUUAUACAAAUUAUUUAAGUUUUCUUUAGUGUUAAUUCCGCCAAUAUUUGUUUUUCACAUUUAAGCGAGAGCCUUUUUCGCAUGUAUGUAAAAUAGAGCAAUUAGAAAUAAUAAAACACGAAAAUAACAUGUUUACAUUGUUGAAUGAACAAACAAAUUUAGUCCCAUCACCUUUGUUACGUGUCUCUUCCGGGGGUAAUACGUCACAACAGCCGACCAAUCACAGCGCGUCAUUUCAUGGGACGAGGGUGUAAAAGAAAGUCUUCCGGUUCAUUUGAUUCAGUCUCUUGCCCGAUUUUGGCGAGACAACACGUCCUGAGGAUACCUCGUAUAGAGGCGAAACACGUGUCGAAUUGUUUUUUAAAAACAAAUAUUGGCGGAAUUAACACUAAAGAAAACUUAAAUCAUUUGUAUAAUUAUGGAUUUCCGCAAAGUAACGCCUAAUUCAAUAAAUUUUCUUAAUGUUUUUUUUUUAAAUUAACAAUUAUAUUUGGUGAAACCGUACUUUAUGGUUAAGUAGAUCUUUAGUGUAAUAUUUUGAUGCGUUUGCUGCUACGUAAAAAAACGUUGACAAGAUGCUUAAAAGAGAUUUUCAUUUUUAAAUAUUUUUAUUUAAAAUCACUAAUUGAACGUCAAAAAACUACCACCCAUUCGAAAUAGUAUGCCUCAGCCCUAAAUAGAAUGGGCGCAAGAUACUACGCGUUCUUUUUUUUUCUAAUUAUGCAGACUAUACAAUCUAAGAUUUAUAAUUAAAUUGCCUGAAGGCGUUCGCUCCAUUACCAAUCUGUGGUAUCAUUAAGAAAAUCAUUGUGAAUGAUGAAGCUUGAUUCGGAGAGAUAUAUAAAUAUUAAAAAGAUAAAUUUAACUAUUUUAAAAGUUAAAAACUAUUUUAAUUUUAAUGUUAAAACGGCUGUCACAACGUGCCACUAGAGUCAUCGCGAGUAUUACGAGCCUUUUCACACAGGCAUAGGGUGCCAACUUGAGAGUCCUAAAAGCUAUUUACGUUAAUCUAUUAGGUUUACAAUAAGAUAUCUUAUACAGCUGUUAUAAUAACUAGUGGACCCGACAGACGUUGUCCUGUACACAGCCUGGUCAAGCCGUUAGGAGGAGUUCACUAACAUACACAUGAGCAUGAGAAUAAUAUUAAAUGGACGGAAUUGAGAAUCUAAACCAAUCUCAAAUUCACUGGAACAUACAGAAAAUAAAAAAAAAAUCAUCAAAAUCGGUCCUACCGUUUAGGGGGUAGUUGAAUUGUGAAUCUAAACCGUUCUCGAAUCCACCUGAAGACACACAGGAAGUUUCAUUAAAAUCGGUCCAGCCGUUUAGGAGGAGUUCAGUUACAACAGACGCACAAAAUAAAUAUAUAUAUAUAAAGAUAGAUCAAGUAUUCUAGACUCAUUAAUUAACUCCUUUACAGGCGUAAUUUAUUAUAUUAUAAGCUAACAAAAUACUAGCUGAGGCCUAGCAGCCAAAUAAAGAAUUUCAAAUUUAAAUUUUAAAGUGUGCGAGAGAGAAGAAUAUCUUUAUCUUUAACAGAGAUGGGGUAUGGUAGAAAACCGAUUUUAAUUUAGAAGUCGUAAACAGUCAGCCACGCUUUGUAUGAGCUCCUUAGUUUUUUUUAAUAUUAACGCAUACAUUGAGAAAUAAAAAUUGGUGUUUGUGUGUGAAUUUGCUUUUAUGAGGGAGCGAUAUUGACGAUAUCGCCCUCUCAUUCGCACACUUAUGGUUAGUGUAGGGAUGAACAUGACGAUUAUUUAAAAGCUCUUUUAAUAAUGAAGUAUUUCACCAUCUGAGCCAAAUGAUACAAAAUAUGAAAUAAUUUUAUAGGCAUAAUGACGUUAUUUUACUAGAAGUGGUGGUAUAUAAUAUAUAUGUUUGCCAAAUAUUUGUGUCAAAGUAGAAAGUUAUUAGAUGUUAAACGUAGAAUGCACUAUAUUUUAUCAAUAUUAAUUAUUAUUUAUUAUAUUUUUUUUUUACUAGUUAAGUUAUCUACCUAUUUAAACCGAUUUGUUGGCCAAGUUGAUAUGUAAUAUUUAAUGUUAUAUAUAUGUAGUAUGAUAACUGUAAUUUUUGAGAAAAAUUAAGUUUAUUAAUAAUUAUUUAUGUUAUUUAUAAUAAUAGAAUAUUAUGCCAUAGCUUGAUCUCAUAUUGCUAUUAAAAUAUUAGUUACUGAUUAUCUAAUUUAUGUCAAACCAAGAUGGUAUUAAAACAAUUUGUUAUUUUUUAAGUGAUAUCCCUCACUUUUGGGAUUAAUUACACAAAUUAAAUUUAAAAACAAAAUUUAUGAACGAUGCGGGACUUGCCUGUUUAGAUUUGAGAGAGCGACAUCUCAAGUGAAUUUACUAAUAUGCAAUUAUUAGGGUUGAGAAGGUUAUCAACUGUAAAGUAGAUCCUGUAGAUGAAGCCACAACCUGAGAGUUGAACAAAGCAUACAAGAUUUUAUAAACGAUACGACACUCGAACGGUUGGCUCGGUUGGAAAGAGCGCUCGCACGGAACGCGAGAGAUCGGGGGUUAGUGUCCCGCAUCUUUCAUAAAUUUUGUUUAAAAUUAAAUUUGCGUAGUAAGUCUUCUUUCUUUUUUUAAGGAUUUUUGUUUUGUUACGCCAAAGAAGUAUAACUGUUUGCGUGCGUACUUAGUACACACUUUUUAUCUUUUAUUUGUCUGUGAUAUAGAUUGACCCCCUUAUAAUAGUCUGCUAACUUAAAGCAUUGCUAAUUCUCACUCUGUCUUCUUCUAUUGAUCUAAGUCAGAAUGAGAAAAAACACUCCUAAGCGACUGUUUAAAGUUAGCGGACCAUUAUGAAUAAGGGGGUAAAUAUCUAAUGUUGUGAUUUUCAUUUUUUACCAAUGUUGUAUUUCAUUAUAAUUUUUGUAUAGGUACUUAUGUUAAGAGGAUUCGCUGACUGUGACAAAACGCAAACUUGAUUAUUCCAUAGGGCUGGUUAGCUUCAGCAUAAUUUUAGUUAUCAAAUGACUAUAAAAAUGAAAUCAAAGAUUAUGCUAAGCUUACACUCGGCUAAGUUUUACGUAAGUAAAGUCUGAGCAAUGUCUUAGGCUAGGCUCUAUAUUAUAUCUCAGCCUUAGUGAUGUUUAUUGAUCUCAUUUCUUAAUAUAAUUCGUAUAUUUAAGAGUAUUUAUUCUAAUAAAUGUAUUUGCAAUUGA
Molecule: messenger RNA, 5568 nt
Organism: Leptidea sinapis
Lineage: Eukaryota; Metazoa; Arthropoda; Insecta; Lepidoptera; Pieridae
Gene: Task7
Product: two pore potassium channel protein sup-9
Exons: 7
Coding region: 81-1070 (329 amino acids)
Biological process (GO): potassium ion transmembrane transport; stabilization of membrane potential
Cellular component (GO): membrane
Molecular function (GO): potassium ion leak channel activity
Source: RefSeq, a predicted model, not a curated record